AUGGAGGAGAUUCGCGUAAAUGACACCGGGUUGCCAAUCGCAUACUAUGUGCUUCUGGCUGAGUUUGACGUUGACACUGGACCCUGCUUACGUGCGAAGUAUCCGUCUGCUCUGUCGCGGGCGAAGGAAUCCGCAGAUGGGGAGGGAAAUAUGUUGUGUGGGAUGGUCAACAAACGCCGUGAUGAAACAGUAAAACAGUCUCAUUCUUUGGAAUUAGAUGAGGACUAUUGCGCAAGCCACAUGCUACCAGAUGGUGGCGAAAAGCAAGUGAUUAGCAGGACCAUUUUUAUUGCCAAUCGAACCAGGCCUGUGAAUACGCAUCGCUUCCCCGUGUGCUGUUUCACAUUGACGGCGCCAGCGCGGCCGAGGGACUCGGAAACAGGUUCCUUAAGCUUCAGUAAAGAGUGGGAAUGGGUGCGGGACGCGGCAGCCGAAGACGUACUUCUUCAUGAGGAGUUGAAUUACAACCGAGCCGCCGGCAACGUGUGUGUGCUCUCCAAGGGUGCUGUGAUGUGGGGGCCUGUAACGGUUCAGGCGCCCGAUGCCUUUCAAGUGUGUCCUACGCUUCCCACGAGUGUUGUUGCCUUUGUUCAACAACUACGGAAGAGGUUUGGCUUGCGCAGCGCAGAUGUGGCAAGGGGGAGAAAAUCUCAUAAAAAUGAUACAAAGACUUUUUUCGAUAUCCCUUUGAUGUCAUCUACAGCCAUAACAGACUAUUCAUUCCUUGUACAUCAUUCUGACUCAGUGUAUCGCGGCUUUUUGAUGAAGUCGACACAUUUAGAGGUAUUGAUGAGGUCGAAGAAGAUGCCACAAUCCUCGCCAGGAGCAGGAGUAAUCAUUGCAAAUGCAGUAAAAGAGGAACCAGCAAUUGAGCUCUUGAACGGCACGGAAUCCUCUACUGUGCCGCCCCUCUACGGUCUUUGUGCGGUGGUAACGCGCAAAGACCUCUCUGUUAGGCGUGGAGGUAUCAGUAAGAGUGUGGCUCUUUUAGGACCCAAACUGGUAUGGCUUGAGUGUUUUUUUCCGCUUCUUGUUGAGACAGCAUUGCAAUGCUGCGACAUAAAGGGAAAAACGGAGGAGGCAUUUGAGCAGCAGACAGCUCUGGUGCGACGCUGCUUUGAGGCUGUCGACGCCGCGACGUGUUCUUUGAGACAUGCCAUUCGCGAAGUGCCAGGAACUUCUUUGGAGCAUGAAGUUAUGCGUCUUUUCAACAUGAGUGGAAGACAGGCGCAUGUCUUAUGCGCACUAUCGCCCUUUGGAUCUUCGCACAAGUUGCGUAUUCCCCUUUUUCCUCAGAUGUACGAUUUUGAUUUCUCGAGUUAUGGUUUAGAGCAAAUGGUUGAGGUUUGCGGUGCAUCCUUCUGGACGCUGGUUGUGGCUGUAUUGCUAGAAAAACGAGUGGUGGUACUUUCCAGACAAGGACUACCGAAUGAUGUCUGUGAGGCUGCACUAUCGCUUGGCCUCAUUGGCAACCUGCUAGAUCCCCAUUUUCUGACAACCAAAGUGUUUCCUUACACUUCCGUCAACGGGUUUUCCCACUUUAGCCAUGUCCCUGGCUACAUUAUUGGGACAGUGAACCCUAUUUUUGAGACGCAGCAUGCCUGGUGGGAUGCCCUGUGUGAUCUGGACAAUAAGUGCGUUGUUCUGUCGUCUGAAGGUAACAGCAGCGUCACUAGCCUCCACUACGGUAGUGGUUCCGGGAAUGCAAGUGGAAAAGCAGGCGAUUGGGCAACACAAGAUGCGCGGGUUUCUAAGUAUAUUCUUGAUAGACUCGCUCGAAUGAAAGCCAUGCGGAAGUCAUCAUGUGAACGACAUCAAGCUGUUCUUCUGAUGAUAGAGGAAUACUUAGUCAUGACGAUUAUGGUAAGUGAGGUGGACCACUCCAUCCUCAGUCGUAUUGUACAGACUGUCUUCUGUACACCGACGUUAGAUCGACUUCGGGCACUUGCGCAAGGAAGCGCUAUUUUUCAUGGGGCUUUGGAACACUUUCUUCUUCCUGGCGAGGAUCCUUUGUUAAUUAUUGCCGUGGCUACUGUGCGCCGAGCCAAUAGGUGUGAUAGGGUGGAGUUGAUGCGAGCCCUGGCUCACCUUCUCAACCGCGUGCGUUCAUAUAAUGAUGUUAUUUGCCUCCUACGACGUAUGCCGCUGGCUUUGGAGGGUCUAAAUCCAAUUGCGUUGCAGUUGCUACACACCUCACCGCCGGUGUGCCAAGCUGCUCUGGAGCUGAUGCGACGUGUGGAGCUCUUUCCACCUGGAAAAAUUGCCAUUGCGGCGAUGAAUGAGUUUUCGCGCAUGAAGUACAAGGCGGCGUCGCAGGAUGUAUUGCAUUAA
Molecule: messenger RNA, 2331 nt
Organism: Trypanosoma rangeli
Lineage: Eukaryota; Euglenozoa; Kinetoplastea; Trypanosomatida; Trypanosomatidae
Exons: 1
Coding region: 1-2331 (776 amino acids)
Biological process (GO): actin cortical patch localization
Cellular component (GO): plasma membrane
Source: RefSeq, a predicted model, not a curated record